Molecule: messenger RNA, 1185 nt
Organism: Diaporthe citri
Lineage: Eukaryota; Fungi; Ascomycota; Sordariomycetes; Diaporthales; Diaporthaceae
Exons: 6
Coding region: 1-1185 (394 amino acids)
Source: RefSeq, a predicted model, not a curated record
AUGCUCACGCCAACCGAGACGGUGGCGAUGGAAUGGGUUUUCUUCGUAUUGGCUUUUGCAUUCCUCCUCGCACGAUUCUGGGUUCGCCUCUCUCUUCGACAGCACCAGGCAUGGAUCUCUGACGUGCUCUUGGUGAUCGGGCUCGUUUGCACCGUCGGAAACAUCAUGUGCGAUACUCUCAUAUACAAGAUCGAUGGGUUACUGGAAUACAAGCAUAUUACCCAGUAUUUGGGCAAGCGCCGGCAGAUUCGAUUCGCCACCAAAUUCUUCUUCGACGCUGGGCUCUACUUCCCGAAGUUCAGCCUGCUCAUGAGCUAUGCCACGAUGGUACCGGUGACCGAGCCGAGGAUGCGCAUUUUUCUGGGAUGCAUCGCAGUGUAUCUUGUCCUCGCGUGUCUGACAGCCGUCCUUUCCGACUUGUUUUGGUGUGGCAAAGACGUAUCUAUUAAUUGGCUGAAUCCACACAAAUGCUCCUCAUUUUCAAAUCCUCACCUGCAGAAGGUGACCUGGACAAUGAACAUAACCGGCGAGCUUUUGCUAUUCGUCUUUCCUUUCCCCAUCCUCAACAGCUUGAAGUUCACCCAGCUCAGGGAGAAGAUCGGGCUCGGCUUGAUCUUCGCUCUCGGUUUCUUCACCAUACUUGUUAGCACUGGCAGGUUCAUGUUCAUGAUCUUCUUGACCAACGAUAUAUCGUUAUCUGUAUGGACCACCGUCGAAAUGAGCAUAUCUGUCAUGGUUGUGAGCCUGAUGGCCAUGCGACCAUUGCUCCGACGCUUCGGACAGGCGGUGACAAAGACAAUCUCCAGGAUAAAAAAGGACUCGACAGACCAACGGAACAAAGAACCCAGGCUUCCGUCCAACGAAGGGGACAUGAGCGAUGAGAAGGCGCCCUUGCCUUAUAAUACGGACAGGUGGUGGAAGUGGCCCGUGGACCUGGACGUCAACAACAUGUCGGUGACGACUCAGUCUGGAAGCGCGGGGACGCAGCGGACAGGCAUGUCGACGCAGGUCUCGACGAGGGCUUCAAAACUGUCCCACAACGCGACUAGGCACGACACCGCGGGCACGGGCUUGCUGUUGAGCGAAGAGCCGCUGGGUCCGUUGGAGAUGGACGCGCAGGAGGUUCAGAUGCUGGGGAACGUGGUGAUCGAUAGCGACCACGAAGGCCUGCCGUACGGAGCUUGA